ACAUCUGCAACACUGACCAUUAAAGUACUUCAGUAUGAUUACAAUACACGUGUAAUGGUGUUGAUGUAUGAAACAAAACUAAAAAAUCAUAAAAAAAUAGUAAGCUACCACCAAAAAAUAUCAAAUUCAAAAAACUUAAUCAAUAAUAACUAUUUCAAUUAUGUCACUGUCUUGACACAGUUUUAUCCGCUUUUGUUGCAAUCAUUAUUAUUAAUGGAGUAAUUGAUUAAAAUCGAUUAUAUAAUAACUGAUAAUGGUAAAUUAAAUAAUGUGAUAUUGAAUAAAUUCAAAUUGUGUCAUAAAUAUUCAAAAAUAAUGGACUGCGCUCCUUUUUAUCGAACAAUAAAAAUCAAUUAAAAAAAAAAAAGUACAAAUGGAUUGGAGUGAAGAAAAAUCAAAAGAUUCAUCAAUCACAAACAGCAAUAAUGACAAACCGGAAGAAGAGCCAUCUCAGACUUCGUUAAAAUCAUUGCUGCACUUAACAGCAGACGACAGCAGAGAAUUCAUCUGUGGAUGGGGCGCUGCGGUGAUAAACGUCGGCGUGACGUAUCCUAUGAACAAAAUAAUAUUCCGGCAGAUUCUGGAAGGCGUUCAGGUAAACGCCGCAGUGAGACAACUCUCGAAAGAGGGCAUAAGACUGCUGUACCGCGGAAUUUUGCCGCCUCUGUGCCAGAAAACGCUGUCGCUCAGCAUAAUGUUCAGCGUCUACGAAGGAAGCAAGUCGCGGAUCUACUUGCUAACUCACCAGCCAGUUCUAUCAAAGGUUUUAGCUGCCAACGUCGCUGGAGGCAUCGAAGCCAUCCUGAUGCCCCUCGAGCGGGUCCAAACUCUGCUCCAAGACUGGCGGUACCACACCAAGUUCAAGAACACUUCUCACGCUUUUAAGUACUUGCUACGCGAGUACGGAAUCUGCGAGUGCUACCGAGGACUGAUGCCGAUCAUUAUCAGGAACGGACUGUCCAACCUGACCUUCUUCUCUCUAAGAGACUUAUCAAAAGACUACGUCAGUAACGAACACACGCUCUUUCACAACUUCCUCUGCGGCGCGUUGAUCGGCGGCUUCACCAGCACCGUUUUCUAUCCGAUGAAUAUCGUUAAAAUUCACAUGCAGACUAAAAUUGGCGGAGAUUUUGAUAAAAUUAUUGUCACACUUAAAGACUUGUGGGUGAUAAGAGAUCGAAAGAUUACUAAUUUUUAUCAGGGUGUUCAUUUAAAUUACAUGAGGUCUUUUGUUAGCUGGGGGGUCAUUAAUGCGGCGUAUGAUUUUUUAAAGUCUGUUAUUUUUUGAUUAUUUAUUUUGUACAUUUUUUUUUUUUGUGUAUACUUAGUAAAUCUUUUUAUUAAUUUACAUAUUUUAAUAGCAACAUAAUUCACGAACAAUACAUUUAUUUUUGUAUGUAAAAUAAAUUUCAAUGUCAUGUUUUUUCAUUACAAUA
This is a messenger RNA of Cotesia glomerata, 1436 nucleotides long. Its product is annotated as mitochondrial nicotinamide adenine dinucleotide transporter SLC25A51. The coding region runs from base 374 to 1288 and encodes 304 amino acids. The transcript is spliced from 2 exons. The record is from RefSeq and is a predicted model, not a curated record. Lineage: Eukaryota; Metazoa; Arthropoda; Insecta; Hymenoptera; Braconidae.